Molecule: messenger RNA, 1642 nt
Organism: Macrobrachium nipponense
Lineage: Eukaryota; Metazoa; Arthropoda; Malacostraca; Decapoda; Palaemonidae
Product: splicing regulator SDE2-like
Exons: 8
Coding region: 173-1015 (280 amino acids)
Cellular component (GO): nucleus
Source: RefSeq, a predicted model, not a curated record
CGAGACUCGAACGUAAACAAUUCCUGGAACCCAUCCUCUUGGUGACUGUUGAGGACAGGCCCCUGAAGAAUGCGUAGGAGGUGGGAGGAGAAGACGCCUUUGGGAUGAUUAAAUACCUUUUUCUCAGUGACAUCAAAUUAAGGAUAUAACAAGUAGUUGAAAGGUUAGCACGAUGGUUUUUGUAACUUCGUACAUCUCAGGCAUCCGACGAACUUGGUGCAUUAAUGAAAAUGUGACAACCUCUGGCAUCUUAGAAGCAUUACAACAGAGAGAAGGUAGUGUCAAAGAUGUUGUCUUGCAGUGCAAUAGCCAAAUUUUAACAUCUGAAUCAUCUGUAGCUAGCAAUGCUACUGUUGUUGCCACUUUGAGACUACCUGGUGGGAAAGGAGGUUUUGGAUCUAUGCUUAGAGCUAUUGGUGCUCAGAUUGAAAAAACUACCAAUCGUGAAGCUUGCAGAGACCUCAGUGGCAGACGUUUGAGAGACAUAAAUGAAGAAAAGAGAUUAAAGGAUUUCAUCAGUAAAAAAGCAGAGAGAGAAAGAGAAAUGCAAGAGAGAAAAUGUCAGAAGUUUGAAAAAUUAAAAGAGACUCCGAAGCACAUAUUCCAGGAUGAAUCUUAUUACCAACAGCGUGAAAAACGGGAAAAGAAUCUUUUUGAUUCUCUUGAUAAAGCUCUCAAAAAUGGAAAUACUUCAGGAGUUAAGCGUUCCUGUGAGGGGGAAGCUGUGCCAAUUAAAAGAAUGAGAACAAACAAAUUGUUGGUUGAUCUUGAUGAUUCAAGUGAUGAAAGUGAAGAUGAAUGCAGUGGUUCAUCAGAUAAGAAAAGUAGUAGUGAAAGUGAAGAUAAUGCUGCUGAAAGCAAGAAUGAAAAUCACAUAUCUCCAAAUAAUGUGAGCAAGCCAUCAACAAAUGGUGCACAAGACAGCAUAAAAGGGAAGGAAACAGGGAGUGAUGACAGUGAGGAUUCUGCCCCAAAGGAAAAUCAGUGUGCAACAAAAGUUGGAGAUUCAGGAUAAUCUAGUGCCUAAUACUAAGUGAAACUCAUAAAAUUAUAGUAUGUUGAGUAUGGUAACAGUGAAGCUUUACUUUUACUUAAAGUAUGCUAUUUGUUUAAUUUUUUACUCUUUAUUUUCAGUAGUUUGCGUAAUCUGAAAGUAGCUAAAGUAUUUAAAGACUGUAGCUGAUAUGUCCUUUAAAAAGGGAGCAUUUGUGAACUAAGAGUAUUUGGUAAAGUUUAAAUCUUUAUAAUGAUAUAGAAUUAGAGAAUACAGGGAUAUCAUAUGUGCCCCUGUAGACUUGUAAAAUUAUAUUUGAGUUGUAAGAGGUAUUAUAGCUUGGUUGCAUAGUUCAGUAUAUGUGUAUAUAAAAGUAGUAUUAGAUUUAAUGAUGCAAGUUUAUAAUAAUUUUGUAUUGUAAGUUAUAUUAAUUUUAGUAUUAUAGCUUUUUGUUCCAUGGCUUACUUAAUUUCUAACCUUUUGUGUAAAAUAUUAACAUUUAUAUUACAUUUGUCAUUUAUUAUCUUUUAGUCUUAAUUAUUUCUUGUUCUGUAUAUUUUGUGUUGUAUGUUUGUACUAUUUGUAAAGACAAUACAAUGUUAAAGGUUCAGAGAUGUUCCUCUUUAUAAUGAAGCUCUUCUUAUCAAA